UCGAAUGCACAACGUUACCUAAAGCUAAUGAUAUCAAAACUAAAUGCUUAUAUAGACCACCUUAGUUUGUUGGAAAGACCGAACUGAGACAGUAUUAAAAGAAACCCAUAAAAAGUUGUUGGUAUUCUAUCUACCUGUCGACCUAAACGACUUCCUUUGGAUAAAUCUUAUCAAAGCACUGCAGAGGACUGUUUGUCGAGAGUGAUAGUGACACGUGAUCUGAUAUUCUUUAGAAAUAAAAUCUGAUCGGCUCUUCGCCAAUAUCCGCUAUAUGACUUCACAGUGACUUCAUCACCAGUGAUCGACACUACAGUUAUUGAGUCUGAUAGUUGGAGGAUCAACAUAGCAAUUGGCGUGACAGUCUAUAUAUAUAUUACCUACUUCCAUUUCAAAUGUCGCUUGACGUAAUGUGAUUGGAAAAAUUUAUAAAAGAUCAUCUACAUAUAAUAACUUCACAAGUCUGUACUCGGAAACCUGUGAGCGCACAGUAUACGGAGUAUUCAUAAACAAGCAGCGCGCGUUAUGCGUCUUCUGUAAGCCGUCAAGGUUCAAUUAAUGGUAUUAUUGUCAAUUGUGGAUUUAAAGCAAAGAAAAACAAUAUUAUGGCAUUCUAUGAUGAAGCACCAAAGUUCAUCUUCAUCAUUUUGGCUUCCACCGUGAUCAUGGCUAAUGCCGAUGCAAAUGCCACGGGAAACACGUCGUUUAAUUGCUCUACUGCUGGUCGUAGAGUUAAAGUUCAUGUUCAACUGAUCAACUUGGGUACUCGAAAGCUUAUUAGGAUAAAAAACAAAAAACUCGUACCUGUCAGUUUAGGCAAUGAUCGUCAUACGUUUUUCAUAAUGACGAGAUAUGGCAAGAAUGUCGUCUCUUUACAAAGCUACCAUACACAGGAAUACGUUUGUUUUGAUAAAAAAGGAGUUCUGGAAGUCAAAACUGUGUCAAACUUUGAGAAAUCCUUUGGAUGUCAUUUUUAUAAAAAUUUAAUUAAUACGACCCGUUUUUUCUCUUGCCUCAAUCAGCAGUGGAAAAUAGCUUUUCAUAAAAAACUCGGGACUUCAAUAAAAGGAAACAAAAGUUCAAAAACUCUAACUGAAUCAACAUUUUUCGUUGUUUUUCGAACUCCACCGUCCAAAAGGAAGGCGGGUUAACGAUGUAUCUAUCGUGCAUGAGGAAUAUUUAAAUGUGAUAUAAUUUAUUUAUUUAAGGAGUAAAAUAAUUAAAGUAUUUAUAUCUUCAAAAAUAUGGGCGAUCAGCGAAUCGUCAAGUGAAGAAGAAUAUAGUCGAAGAGAAGACUUAUAGACGACAAAGCAUUUAAACUUGUGUGCAAAGAUGAAAGACACAGUACAACUAAGUUUUAUAAAUUCAUGUGGAUUUUUUUAUCUUGACAAAAUAUGCCGCAUUAUUUUUCUCCUUUUUUACGGCAUUUUUUGCUCUGCCACAUAAAAUGAAGAUUUAAAUUUGACAAUAUUAUUAAAAGUUAUAACGACUUGCUCA
This is a messenger RNA of Xenia sp. Carnegie-2017, 1494 nucleotides long. RefSeq lists its product as uncharacterized. Gene Ontology annotation, molecular function: growth factor activity. The transcript has 6 exons. Lineage: Eukaryota; Metazoa; Cnidaria; Anthozoa; Malacalcyonacea; Xeniidae. The record is from RefSeq and is a predicted model, not a curated record. Bases 603 to 1148 code for a protein of 181 amino acids.